Messenger RNA from Ornithorhynchus anatinus (platypus), 3931 nucleotides. RefSeq names its product tau tubulin kinase 2 (gene TTBK2). Gene Ontology annotation, molecular function: ATP binding; protein serine/threonine kinase activity. The record is from RefSeq and is a predicted model, not a curated record. Gene Ontology annotation, cellular component: ciliary basal body; nucleus; cytoplasm. Gene Ontology annotation, biological process: signal transduction; cilium assembly; peptidyl-serine phosphorylation. The transcript has 15 exons. The coding region runs from base 238 to 3924 and encodes 1228 amino acids. NCBI's taxonomy places the organism in Eukaryota, Metazoa, Chordata, Mammalia, Monotremata, Ornithorhynchidae.
UCCCCCGCGCACGGGCGGCGCUCACUCAGUACCGCCGAGUAAACGAACCUGGAGCCCGGCUGGCUGGAGGCCCGCUGGCCCCUUCUGCACCCGAAGCCCGCAGUGGGCAGGGAUCCUCUCUGUUGCCGAAUCGGACCCUCCCCGGCGCUUAGAACAGUGUCCCGCGCACGGUUCAAUGGGAGCCACCCCAGGGAGUCGGAUGCCUAUCUAGCCGCCUCGUCGCAUUAGGAGAUUGCAAUGAGUGGGGGAGGAGAGCAGCCAGAUCUCCUCAGUGUUGGAAUACUGGUAAAAGAAAGAUGGAAAGUGUUGAGGAAGAUAGGAGGUGGGGGCUUUGGCGAAAUUUACGAUGCCCUGGACUUGCUCACCAGGGAGAACGUUGCCCUGAAAGUGGAAUCGGCUCAACAACCCAAACAAGUCCUGAAAAUGGAAGUUGCCGUGUUGAAGAAACUGCAAGGAAAAGAUCACGUUUGCAGAUUCAUUGGCUGUGGGAGGAAUGAUCGAUUCAACUAUGUGGUCAUGCAGUUGCAGGGUCGGAAUCUGGCAGACCUACGGCGGAGCCAGGCCCGAGGGACUUUCACGCUCAGCACGGCCCUGCGUCUGGGCAGGCAGAUCCUGGAGGCCGUGGAGAGCAUUCACUCCGUGGGAUUCUUGCACCGAGACAUCAAACCGUCCAACUUCGCCAUGGGACGCUUCCCUAGUACGUGUAGGAAGUGCUACAUGCUAGAUUUUGGCUUGGCUCGGCAGUUUACCAAUUCCUGUGGUGACGUCCGACCGCCUCGGGCCGUGGCAGGAUUCCGAGGGACGGUGCGCUACGCCUCGGUUAACGCUCACCGGAACAGGGAAAUGGGAAGACACGAUGACCUCUGGUCCUUGUUCUACAUGCUGGUGGAAUUUGUGGUUGGACAGCUGCCUUGGAGAAAAAUCAAAGACAAGGAACAAGUUGGCUCUAUUAAGGAGAGGUACGACCAUCGCCUCAUGUUGAAACAUCUCCCUCCGGAGUUCGGCAUUUUUUUGGAUCACAUCUCUUCGGUAGAUUAUUUUACGAAGCCGGAUUACCAGCUCCUUACGUCCGUGUUUGACAACAGCAUCAAGACCUUCGGAGUGAUCGAGAGCGACCCGUUCGACUGGGAGAAGAGCGGCACCGACGGGUCCCUGACGACAACGACCACUUCCACGACUCCCCAGUUACACACACGCCUGACACCCGCCGCCAUCGGAAUUGCCAAUGCCACUCCUAUCCCGGGAGACCUACUGAGGGAAAACACAGAUGAAGUAUUUCCAGACGAGCAGCUUAGCGAUGGGGAAAACGGGAUCCCCGUUGGAGCGUCACCUGAAAAACCGCCUGGGUCUUCAGGGCCGCCUCGCCCCCAGGAAAAGGAUGUGUGGGAGGAAAUGGAUGCCAACAGGAACAAGAUAAAGCUGGGGAUCUUCAAGGCUGCGACGGAGGAGGAGAAUAGCCACGGUCCAGCGAACGGAAUCCCGACCGCGCCAAGCCUUGGUUCUCCGAUCCACGUCCGCUCGGAAACGGCCCAGCCGGAGCGAGACGUUCCCCUGGUGCGGAAGUUACGGUCCAUCCACAGCUUCGAGCUGGAGAAGCAUCUGACGUUGGAGUCGAAGCCGGACACCGAUAAAUUUCUGGAGACCUGCCUGGAGAAGAAGCAGAAAGAAUCCAGCGGUAGGAAGGAACCCGUCCUCCCCGCUUCUCUUCUUCAUAAGCCCUUCGCUCCCGCCCUGAGCCACGCCGACCGCGUCUGGCACUACGACGACGAGUACCCGCCGGACGCCUCGAGGCGGGGCUCGGCCCAGUCCCCCGAGCGGGCAGACGGGGCAAGUAACGGGUUCGUAGCCGUCAACCUGAGCUCCUGCCGGCAGGAAGUGGAUUCCAAGGACUGGGUGAUGGUCGACAAGGAGCACGAUCUUCGCGACUACGGGACCGGCGAGGGCCUGGGACACAGAACCACGGGGAGCCCUUCGGACGAGGAGCCGGAGGUCCUGCGAGCCCUGGAGGAGUCUCCUCAGGAGGAGCCGCCGAGGCCAGGCCUUUGGGCCCGAAGCCGCCCGGCGAAGCACGCGGGGUCAGGCGCGGCGCUCGCUCCGGCGGAAGGGCGCUCGGCGGCCGGCGCUCCGGAGCCGACGACGGAGCUCACGCCCACAAGCCCCUUGGAGGCUCAAGCCGAAGGCCCCCUCACCCCGGUUACCGGUCCCAGGCCUUCGGUGGCUUCCGCCCAGUCCAUUUCGGGAAGCCUUCACUGUGGCCGUCAGCCGGAGAGGAACCCUCAGCCGGCCGACCGCGCCGCGGAGCUCUGCCCUCCCCGAGAGAACCUCCCCGCGUCGGGGACGCCAGAGGGCGAGCCCCGCGGCGGCGGGAGCGGAACGGAGCCGGGACCUCAGCCGGAUCCCGUUCACCGGGCCCGUCACACCAGGGAGCGGGGCAGAUCCCGCGAUUUGGGUCCGAGGGAACUCCCCGGGCCCAACUCGCCGGUUGCGAGGGAAUCCGAGAUCUUCCCGGGGGAUCCCGGAGAGGGAGGCGUCCUUCUGGGCGUGGAUAAUGACGAGGAGAAGCCGGAUCCGGGGCGGGGUUCCGCCGAGAUGGCCGCGCUCUCGGGAGCCUCGGAAGCCGUAGGGGGGCGGCCCCCCGCUCCCGAAGCGGCGGAGCCGAGGACCCUCGGCCUGGUGCCGGAUCACGACGCGGACCGCAAGCCGAUGAGGCCGCCGGCAGCCGGGGCCUCGGAGACCUCCCCCUCGAGAGGCGUCGGGCGGCGUCCCGAGGGACGGGUGGACGAGGGGGCCGCGGUGCCGCCGGACGGGCUCCGAGAGGGUGCCGCUGGGAGCCGAGGCUUCCCGGCCCCGCGGGGGGACCGCGCCGGGCCUACGGAGCGAGAGGGCGAGCCCGAAGACGCCGCCCCUCGGAAUGGAGACUCGGCUCCUUGCGUCUCGGAGAGCGAGCGGUCUCCGCCCUCCCGGAAGGACCCGGUCAGGGCACCCUCCGUGACCAGACACAGCCGGAUCCCCGUUUUAGCCCAAGAGGUGGACUCCGGCUUCGAGGCGGCUUCCCCGGUUUCCGCCAAAGAGAAGCUGCUCCUGAAGAAGGCCCACCAGCCGGACCUGGCGAAGCCGUUGGUGGAGAAGAGGCAAUUGCGCUCUUUCCUCGGCGACCUCUCUUCAAGUGCCUCCGACAGGUUGCCGGAGGAGAGGUCGAUGGCCGUCCCGGCUCCGUUUUCCGAGGAGGAAGUCUUCACCCCCUUCUCCGGAUUGACCCUCGACCCUAACUUAGGCAGGUCAGCGGAGGACAGCCCCCUGCUCCCCGUCAGUCCCCAGAUCAGAAAGAGCAAGAGCAAGAUUCCGAGGCCCGUGACCUGGGCUAGCGCAGAUCAGGUCGGCGGCUCGGCCUCGGCUCCGUUCCUCCCUCGGCCUCCGCCCGGAAGGCCCCCGUCUAGGCCUGGAGUGGAAGCUAGGCUACGCAGGUAUAAAGUCCUAGGGAGUAGCACCUCAGAUUCGGACCUUUUCUCCCGCCUGGCUCAGAUUCUUCAGAACGGAUCUCAGAAAUCCCGGAGCCCGACCCAGUGCAAGAGCCCGGGAUCCCCCCACGGCCCCAAAACGCCUCCCAAGAGCCCCAGUCUCCCUCGCCGGAGCCCUAGCGCCUCGCCGAGAAGCUCUUCCCUGCCCCGUACUUCCAGUUCCUCCCCCUCCAGGGCGGGGAGGCCCCACCACGACCAGAAGAGCGCGGCCCCGCAUCUGGGGCGGAGCAGAUCGCCUCCCGGCCAUUCGGUCUCCUCGGCGUCCAGGAGGUCCUUCCAGCAAGAACACUGCUGUAACAAGGCCGGCAAGAACAGCCUGAAGGGAUCCGGCGGCCCCUACCAUCACUCCGGCGGCCCAAAAGCCCCCGCGGGGAGAUGCAAGUCGGUCAGUAAACUCAGCAGAUAGGAACCGG